UUCAUUCGUAGUUUUGACAGGCUCCUUUCGAAGCAGCGCGUGGCGUAUUUUGUGCUGAUGGCGCUUUAUGUUGUUUUGCCUGCAGUGCAGCACUGGUCAUACUGGCUGAGAAGCAGAAAAAACCUUGAUUUUCAUUGAGCCCAGAAGACGUUGAAUCAACGGUUGUCACUCGCCACUGCCAGCGAGUACAAGUUGUGCAGCAGCUUUUGACUGCUCUCCGGCGUUGCUGGGGGAAUCCAUGGCCAGAGUUGAGCCUGAGAAGUACCCGCUCGACAUGAGCAUCGUGCAGAGCUUGGGCCUGAACCAGAAGGGCUUCGAGGCGUGCACCCUGUCCGAGGCCCUGGCCACGGGAUACCAGCAUGCAGCGCACGCCAUGCUUUGGGCUCCAACUGACACGGUUGUUUUGCGGCGCUACCGGCAGAAAGCGACGAUUUUGGCGGUGGUGCGCUACGAUGGCUACCUGGGCUUCCCCGGAGGCCUGGUGGACCCAGGCGAAAAUCUCGUUCAGGCGCUGAACCGCGAGCUGCGCGAGGAGUUGAACGCGGACACGUCCCGGAUCUCGGCCACCGGCGGUGACCACGUGAUCAGCUUCACGAAAAAGGAGCGCCGCUUCGCGUAUCACUUCUUCGAGGUACGGCUGACGGCCGAGGAGCUGCUAGCCACUGAGCAAGCCGCCAUCGGCAGCCGGGAGCACGGAAACGAGACGCUGGGCAUCCUGCGCGUGCCCCUCUACAGCAUGGCCGACGGUGUCGGGGGCUUCCCCGUGUUGCUUGCGCAGCGAUUCGCCGGCUGCGCACGCCAGCAGCUUCUCUACGCCACCGUCCGGCUUGGUCUGCUGGACGAUGCCGUGGCACGCGCUGCAAUCGCCCAGAGCGAGGCCGCGUUUGGCUGCAAAAAGAUGUAGUUGUUAUUACCGCAUCGUCUUACGCGCCACCCUUUUGAUGGUGACGCCAGUGAGUAAUAAAGUGACCAAAUAUCACGCGCACAGCUCCCACAAUUAAAACAUGUUGUAUGUUGUAAUAUAUGAGAAACUUUUU
This is a messenger RNA of Rhipicephalus microplus (southern cattle tick), 1037 nucleotides long. Its product is annotated as U8 snoRNA-decapping enzyme. Gene Ontology annotation, cellular component: nucleus. Gene Ontology annotation, biological process: sno(s)RNA catabolic process; mRNA catabolic process. The record is from RefSeq and is a predicted model, not a curated record. Gene Ontology annotation, molecular function: phosphodiesterase decapping endonuclease activity; snoRNA binding. Lineage: Eukaryota; Metazoa; Arthropoda; Arachnida; Ixodida; Ixodidae.